Condylura cristata (star-nosed mole) is the source of this 8350-nucleotide messenger RNA. It is a transcript of the gene CIC, whose product is annotated as capicua transcriptional repressor. The transcript has 20 exons. The coding region runs from base 81 to 7730 and encodes 2549 amino acids. Gene Ontology annotation, molecular function: DNA-binding transcription factor activity, RNA polymerase II-specific; RNA polymerase II transcription regulatory region sequence-specific DNA binding. Gene Ontology annotation, cellular component: nucleus. Lineage: Eukaryota; Metazoa; Chordata; Mammalia; Eulipotyphla; Talpidae. Gene Ontology annotation, biological process: regulation of transcription by RNA polymerase II. The record is from RefSeq and is a predicted model, not a curated record.
GCGGGGAGGGACCGGACCGGACCGAGCCGGGGCCACGGCCCCCCGCCCCGAAACCCCGCUGAGCCCGAGGUGGACAAAAGAUGAAGCCAAUGAAGAAGGUAUGCCCUGGCCUCCCAGGUUCUGGCAGUGGCGGCAAAUCCCCACCAGCCACCAGGGCCAAGGCCCUGAGGCGGCGAGGUGCUGAGGAAGGUGACAAGCCAGAGGAGGACGACGAUGAGGCACAACAACAGCAACAGCAGCAGCAGCAGCCAGGGCCAGAAGAGGCUGAGGAAGGUGAGGAGGAGGAGGCCGAGAGGGGCCCUAGGGCUGAGGGGCUGCCCGUGGAACUGCACCCUGAUGGCCCAGCCCCAGGCCCAACUGAGGACCCCAAGGUAGAGGGGGAGGGAGGCCGCUGGGAGCCCUCACUCAGCCGAAAGACUGCCACGUUCAAGUCACGAGCACCCAAGAAGAAGUAUGUGGAGGAGCACGGGGCUGGCAAUGGCAAUGGUGGGGCAGCUGGGGGCUCUGAAGAGCGCCCGAGGACCCCAGAGGAGGCCGGUACCCUAGCUGUGCCUCCUCGGCCACCUACAUCUACCCGCUCCUCCUCCACUGACACAGCCAGUGAGCACUCAGCCGACUUGGAGGAUGAGCCGGCCGAAGCGUGCGGGCCAGGCCCCUGGCCCCCUGGCAGCGCCGGUGCUGGCUAUGACCUGCGGCAGCUGCGGUCCCAGCGUGUGCUGGCUCGGCGUGGGGACGGCCUCUUCCUGCCGGCUGUGGUGCGCCAGGUGCGCCGAAGCCAGGACCUGGGUGUGCAGUUCCCUGGAGACCGGGCCCUGACUUUCUACGAGGGGGUACCCGGCAGUGGUGUGGAUGUGGUUUUGGAUGCCACGCCACCACCAGGUGCGCUGGCGGUGGGCACAGCCGUCUGUACCUGUGUGGAGCCUGGAGUGGCUGCCUACCGUGAGGGUGUGGUGGUGGAGGUGGCCACCAAGCCAGCAGCCUACAAGGUCCGCCUCAGCCCUGGCCCCAGCUCCCAGCCGGGCCCAGCAGCCUCCACCCCACAGCCCCCACAGCCGCCACACUGCGAGACUGAGGAGGCCGUGUGGGUGGCCCGCUCCAGCCUGCGCCUGUUGCGGCCCCCCUGGGAACCUGAAGCCCUGCCGAGGAAGCCCCCUACUGGGCCCGAGGAGGAGCAGGCUGAACCAGGGGCCCCACUGCCCCCCUGCCCUGUAGCCCUGGACCCUAAGCAGCCUGAGGAUGCCGAGGUCUCCAAGAUCAGCUUCGGUGGCAACCUGGGGGCUUGUGAAGAGAGUGAAGAGAAGCACCCUCCAGCCUUGGGCACCCCAGCCCUGCUGCCACUGCCCCCACCCCAGCUCCUGUCACCUCCACCCAAGUCCCCAGCCUUCGCAGGCCCUGGUCGCCCCGGGGAGCAGCCCUCACCCUGCCAGGAGGGGAGCCAGGGCGGCAGCCGUAGCAGCAGCGUGGCCUCUUUGGAGAAGGGGGCCGCGCCGGCUGCCCGGGCCCGUACACCACUGACAGCUGCACAGCAGAAGUACAAGAAGGGGGACGUGGUCUGCACGCCCAAUGGCAUCCGCAAGAAAUUCAACGGCAAGCAGUGGCGACGGCUGUGCUCGCGGGAUGGCUGCAUGAAGGAGUCCCAGCGGCGGGGCUACUGCUCGCGCCACCUGUCCAUGCGGACCAAGGAGAUGGAGGGUCUGGCGGACAGCGGCCCCGGUGGGACCGGGCGGCCCGCCGGGGUGGCAGCCCGCGAGGGCAGCACUGAGUUUGACUGGGGUGAUGAGACAUCGAGGGACAGCGAGGCCAGCAGUGUGGCUGCCCGCGGUGACUCUCGCCCACGCCUGGUGGCCCCUGCGGACCUGUCCCGCUUUGAGUUCGAUGAGUGUGAGGCGGCUGUGAUGCUGGUGUCUCUGGGCAGCUCACGCUCGGGCACACCCUCCUUCUCCCCGGUGUCUACACAGUCCCCCUUCUCGCCGGCCCCGUCCCCUUCCCCCUCACCACUCUUUGGCUUCCGUCCCGCCAACUUCAGCCCCAUCAACGCCUCUCCAGUCAUCCAGCGCACUGCUGUUCGAAGUCGUCACCUGAGCGCCAGCACCCCUAAGGCAGGUGUGCUGACGCCACCAGACCUGGGCCCCCACCCGCCGCCACCUGCCCCCCGAGAGCGCCAUUCCUCCGGCAUCCUACCCACCUUCCAGACCAACCUGACUUUCACCGUGCCCAUCAGCCCUGGGCGGCGGAAGACAGAGCUGCUGCCCCACCCAGGCACUUUGGGGGCUACUGGCACAGGGGGUGGAGGAGCUGCCCCAGACUUCCCUAAGAGUGACAGCCUGGACUCUGGCGUGGACUCGGUGUCCCACACACCUACACCCUCCACACCGGCUGGCUUCCGGUCCGUGUCGCCUGCCGUGCCCUUCUCCCGAUCCCGCCAACCCUCACCAUUGCUGCUGUUGCCCCCUCCUGCCGGCUUGACCUCCGACCCCGGGCCCUCCGUGCGCAGGGUGCCUGCUGUGCAGCGGGACUCACCUGUCAUUGUCCGCAACCCUGACGUUCCACUGCCUUCCAAGUUCCCUGGGGAGGUGGGCACUGCCAGUGAGGCACGGGCUGGGGUACCCGGGCGGGGCUGCCGAGAGACUCCGGUACCCCCAGGCGUGGCCAGUGGGAAGCCUGGCCUGCCCCCACCUUUGUCGGCCCCUGUGCCCAUCACCGUGCCUCCAGCUGCGCCAACAGCAGUGGCCCAGCCGAUGCCCACCUUUGGCCUGGCUUCCUCGCCCUUUCAGCCGGUGGCCUUCCACCCUUCACCUGCUGCCCUGUUGCCCGUCCUGGUGCCCAGCAGCUAUACCAGCCAUCCUGCCCCCAAGAAGGAAGUCAUCAUGGGCCGCCCUGGGACAGUGUGGACAAACGUGGAACCUCGCUCUGUGGCCGUGUUUCCCUGGCACUCUUUAGUCCCCUUCCUGGCCCCCAGCCAGCCUGACCCCUCUGUACAGCCAAGUGAGGCACAGCAACCUGCCAGCCAUCCAGUGGCCGCCAACCAGAGCAAAGAACCUGCUGAGUCAGCAGCUGUUGCUCAUGAGCAGCCACCAGGUGGGACAGGGAAUGCUGACCCUGGGCGAACCCCCGGAGCCACAUGCCCUGAGAGCCCAGGGCCCCCUCACACUUUGGGGGUGGUGGAACCCGGGAAGGGUCCCCCUCCCAACACUGAGGAGGAGGCUCCUGGCCCUCCAGGAGAGUCCCGACUGGACAGUGAGACAGAGAGUGACCAUGAUGAUGCCUUCCUCUCCAUCAUGUCUCCUGAGAUCCAGUUGCCUCUGCCGCCUGGGAAACGCCGGACCCAGUCCCUCAGUGCCCUGCCCAAGGAACGAGACUCCUCUUCAGAGAAGGAUGGACGCAGCCCCAACAAGAGGGAGAAGGACCAUAUCCGGAGGCCCAUGAAUGCCUUCAUGAUCUUCAGCAAGCGGCACCGGGCCCUGGUCCACCAGCGGCACCCCAAUCAGGACAACCGGACCGUCAGCAAGAUCCUGGGCGAGUGGUGGUAUGCCCUGGGGCCCAAGGAGAAGCAGAAGUACCACGACCUUGCCUUCCAGGUGAAAGAAGCUCACUUUAAGGCCCACCCAGACUGGAAGUGGUGCAAUAAGGACCGGAAGAAGUCCAGCUCCGAGGCCAAGCCUGCAAGCCUGGGUCUAGCUGGAGGCCACAAGGAGCCGCGGGAGAGGAGCAUGUCAGAGACAGGCACUGCCGCUGCCCCUGGAGUGUCCUCGGAGCUCCUGUCCGUCGCAGCCCAGACACUCUUAAGCUCGGACACUAAGACUCUGGGGAGCGGCUCCUGUGGGGCAGAACGUUUGCACACCGUUGGGGGACCUGGCUCGGCCCGGCCUCGCGCCUUCUCCCACAGUGGGGUACACGGCCUGGAUGGUGGGGAAGUAGAUAGCCAGGCACUACAGGAACUGACUCAGAUGGUGUCUGGGCCUGCCUCCUACUCUGGUCCAAAACCUUCCACCCCAUAUGGGGCACCAGGCCCCUUUGCAGCCCCUGGUGAGGGAGGUGCCCUGGCAGCCAGUGGGCGGCCCUCAAUGCUGCCCACCCGAGCUUCCCGUUCCCAGCGUGCGGCCAGCGAGGACAUGACCAGUGACGAGGAGCGUAUGGUCAUCUGUGAGGAAGAAGGGGAUGACGAUGUCAUUGCUGAUGAUGGUUUCAGCACUACUGACAUUGAUCUCAAGUGCAAGGAGCGGGUGACAGACAGUGAGAGUGGAGACAGCUCUGGGGAGGACCCAGAGGGCAACAAGGGCUUCGGCCGAAAGGUGUUUUCACCUGUGAUUCGUUCCUCCUUUACCCACUGCCGCCCAUCUCUGGACCCGGAGCCUCCGGGACCCCCGGAUCCACCUGCAGCCUUCGGCAAAGGCUACGGUCCCACCCCGUCCUCGUCCUCACCUGCCUCCUCAACCUCAGCAGCCACGUCCUUCUCACUGGGCUCGGGAACCUUCAAGGCCCAGGAGUCAGGUCCGGGCAGCACAGCAGGCCCUCUUCGACCCCCACCUGCUGGGACUGGGGGCCCAGUGACACCUUCCAAGGUCACUCGAUUCCUCCCAACGGAUCCUGCCACUUUCCGGCGCAAGAGACCUGAAAGCAUGGGGGGCCUGGAGCCACCAGGCCCCUCGGUCAUUGCAGCUCCUCCUGGCGGGGGAGGUGUCCUGCAGACACUGGUCCUGCCCCCCAACAAGGAGGAUCGCGAGGGCAGUGGAGCCCGCAUGCCCUCAGCCCCAGCCCCAUCGCUGGCCUAUGGGGCCCCUGCAGCCCCCCUGUCCCGCCCUGCCGCCACCAUGGUCACCAAUGUGGUGAGGCCUGUCAGCAGCACUCCCGUGCCCAUUGCUUCUAAGCCCUUCCCCACCCCUGGCCGGGCAGAGGCCUCUCCAAAUGACACAGCAGGUGCCAGGACUGAGCCAGUCACUGGGUCCCGGGCACCAGGCGGCUCUCCGCUGGGUGUCAGCUUAGUGUAUUCGGACAAGAAGUCAGCAGCAGUGUCCUCACCAGCCUCACAUCUGGUAGCUGGACCCCUACUGGGCACUGUGGGAAAGGCACCUGCCACCGUUACCAAUCUGCUGGUGGGCACCCCAGGCUAUGGGGCCCCAGCGCCCCCUGCUGUCCAGUUCAUUGCCCAGGGAGCCCCUGGCAGUGGGCCUACUGCAGGCUCAGGAGCAGCUGCUGGAAGCGGCCCCAAUGGGCCAGUGCCCUUGGGCAUCCUGCAGCCAGGUGCUCUGGGCAAGGCUGGGGGAAUCACCCAGGUGCAGUACAUCCUGCCCACCCUGCCCCAGCAGCUUCAAGUGGCACCUGCCCCAGCACCCGCCCCUGGGACCAAGGCAGCAGCUCCCGGUGGCCCUGUACCCACCACUAGCAUCCGUUUCACCCUCCCGCCGGGCACCUCCACCAACGGCAAAGUCCUGGCCGCCACCGCACCCACUCCUGGCAUCCCCAUCCUGCAGUCAGUACCCUCUGCCCCACCCCCCAAAGCCCAGUCGGUGUCUCCUGUGCAGGCGCCACCCGCAGGUGGCUCAGCUCAGCUGCUGCCCGGGAAGGUACUGGUGCCCCUGGCUGCUCCUAGCAUGUCAGUGCGGGGUGGCGGGGCCAGCCAGCCGCUGCCCCUGGUGAGCCCGCCCUUCUCUGUUCCUGUGCAGAAUGGCGCCCAGCCGCCCAGCAAGAUCAUCCAGCUGACUCCUGUGCCAGUGAGCACUCCUGGCGGCUUGGUGCCACCCCUCAGCCCAGCCACGCUCUCUGGACCCACCUCACAGCCUCAGAAGGUCCUGUUACCUUCGUCCACCAGAAUCACCUAUGUGCAGUCAGCAGGCGGGCACGCGCUGCCCCUGGGCACCAGCCCUGCGUCCAGCCAGGCUGGGACAGUCACCUCCUAUGGGCCCACAAGUUCCGUAGCCCUUGGCUUCACCUCUCUGGGACCCAGUGGCCCUGCCUUUGUGCAGCCUUUGCUUUCAGGCCAAGCCCCAUUGUUGGCUCCAGGCCAGGUGGGCGUGUCACCUGUGCCCAGCCCCCAGCUGCCUCCCACCUGCACAGCCCCUGGAGGUCCAGUCAUCACAGCCUUUUACCCUGGCAGCCCCGCACCCAGCUCCUCAGCACCCUUGGCCCAGCCUUCCCAGGCCCCCCCAGGUCUGGUCUACACUGUGGCCACCAGCACCACCCCACCUGCUGCUACCAUCCUGCCCAAGGGCCCACCGGUCCCUGCCACUGCCACCCCAGCCCCUACAAGCCCUUUCCCUAGUGCCACAGGUGGGUACUGGGCCACCCCAGGGCUGGGUGAAUUGGGGAACCCUGGAGAUGGGUCCCAGUCAGGACUGGCUCAGCAAGUACCCUUUUCACCACCAGCAGGCUCCAUGACCUACAGCUUAGUGGCCCCCAAGGCCCAGCGGCCCACCCCCAAGGCCCCCCAGAAAGUGAAGGCCGCCAUCGCCAGCAUUCCCGUGGGCUCCUUUGAGGCAGGUGCCCCUGGGCGGCCUGGCCCCACACCCCGGCAGCCCUUGGAACCUGGUCCAGCCCGUGAGCCCCCUGUCCCUGAGUCUGAGCUAGAGGGACCGCCUACAACACCAGGCCCUCCACCGCCCCCAGAGACAUGGGCUCCCACACCCCGGAGUUCCUCACCACCUGUACCCGCAGAGGAGCGGCUCAGCAGCAAGGGCCCUGAGACCGUGGCCAGCAAAUUCCCCAGCUCAUCUUCAGACUGGCGUGUCCCUGGACUAGGCCUGGAGAGCCGGGGGGAGCCCCCCACCCCUCCCAGCCCGGCCCCAGCUCCAGCCCCAGCCUCUGGUAACAGCAGCGGCAACAGCGAGGGCAGCAGUGGGAGGGCCACCGGGGACACCCCUGAGCGAAAGGAGGCAGCUAGUACCACAGGCAAGAAGGUGAAGGUGCGGCCCCCGCCCCUGAAGAAGACUUUUGACUCUGUGGACAACAGGGUCCUGUCAGAGGUGGACUUCGAAGAGCGCUUUGCUGAGUUGCCCGAGUUUCGACCUGAGGAGGUGCUGCCCUCGCCCACCCUGCAGUCUCUGGCCACCUCACCCCGUGCCAUCCUGGGCUCCUAUCGCAAGAAGAGGAAGAAUUCCACUGACCUGGACUCGGCCCCCGAGGACCCCACCUCGCCUAAACGCAAGAUCAGGAGACGUUCCAGCUGCAGCUCAGAGCCCAACACCCCCAAGAGUGCCAAGUGUGAAGGGGACAUCUUCACCUUUGACCGGACAGGUACAGAGGCCGAGGACGUGCUCGGGGAGCUGGAAUACGAGAAGGUGCCCUACUCAUCCCUGCGGCGCACCCUGGAUCAGCGCCGGGCCCUGGUCAUGCAGCUCUUCCAGGACCAUGGCUUCUUCCCAUCAGCCCAGGCCACGGCAGCCUUCCAGGCCCGCUACGCAGACAUCUUCCCCUCCAAGGUGUGUCUACAGCUGAAGAUUCGAGAGGUACGCCAGAAGAUCAUGCAGGCUGCCACUCCCACGGAGCAGACCCCAGGAGCCGAGGCCCCCCUCCCUGGACCGCCCUCCACUGGCACCCCUGCUGCUCCUGUCCCCACUCCUAGCCCUGCAGGAGGCCCUGACCCGACCUCGCCUGGCUCGGACUCUGGCACGGCCCCGGCUGCCCCGCCACUGCCUCCACCUUCAGAGCCGGGACCUGGGCAGCCUGGCUGGGAAGGGGCCCCCCAGGGGUCCCCCCCACCCCCUGGCCCUUCCACAGCUGCCACUGGCAGGUGAGGGGCCUCUGAGAAGAUCCCAGGACCCAUAGUACCCCCCUCAGGACAUGGACAGUACGUAGGUGGCAGGAAGGGGGGGCAGGAUGGUUAACCUCCUCCCCAUAAAGCCAUUUCGUCCUUUCCAGUUUGGGGCGGAAUGAGGCCUGCUCCUCUUGUCUACCCCCUCCCCCACAGCUUCCUCCCAGUAAUGGGGGGCAGCUGAGGGGAAGCAGGGGCACAGUCUCCCUGCACAGAGCCCCUGUAUGUAACCUGGAGUGUGUUACCUUCAGACCUUUUCACUUGUACUUUAUGCAAAAUGGCUCGUGCGAGGGCUGCAAGCCGAGGGCAGUGCGGGCCGUGGCCACAGGGAGACGCCUGUGGAACAGGGGGAGUUCAUGUACCCCUUUUUUCCCCAGAGGGGCUGGACUCAGGUUAGUUUGGGGGUGGGGGCUCCUGCACUUUGCCACAGGCUUGGGGAGGGUUGUCUCCCCACCCCCUCUGCCCUCCCAACUUGGGUUGUACUUUCUAAGAAGGUGAUUUCCCCAUCCUGUCCCCUCCCCAGAACAAAACAUGUUGAUCAUGUGCAAUAUUUCUUACUGUGCCGAGAAGCCGCAAUGACCGAGAUUAAAGCUGUUUAACACA